Closterium sp. NIES-65 is the source of this 3093-nucleotide messenger RNA. Lineage: Eukaryota; Viridiplantae; Streptophyta; Zygnematophyceae; Desmidiales; Closteriaceae. The record is from the annotation of a GenBank genome assembly.
AUGGCCGACGCCAUGUUACCGUCAUUCGCGCCGAAUUGCGCGCACGUCGCCGGGAAGCUACUGGCUCCGCCGUCCCUAUCCACCCCUCGAUCCGCGUCUUCCUCCACGCCACUCCCCGUGUCGAUCUCUUCGCCUUCCUUCGCUGCUGCUCCCGUCGCCACGCCUUGUCUCUCAAUCUCCCCAUCCGCGCCGCUUCUCGAUCGCGAGCCGACCUUCUCGACCAGCCUCCCGGAAAUUGCGCUUCCAUUUGGGGAUCCACCGCUGCCGUCAUUGCUGCCGCCGCCGCCGCAGUCGCCGCGAACGGCGCCGCCUCAAGCUCCGCAACUGCCGCUGCAAUCGCCGGUGAAGCCGAAGCAGCAGACCGGGAAAAGCGGGAAGAAUUGGACUGCUGCGGUAACGAUCGGCGUGGGUUCGAGCCUUGGAGUGGCAGCCAUGGCUGGGGUGCGCUUCGCAGGCUACGGCGCGCAGCCGUCUCUCUUCGACCUCUUUUCGUCGCUCGGCGUUCCGCUCGAUAUAAGGAUGAUCGAGGCUUGCGCGCUGUCCCUCUGGCACCUCUCUUCCGCGCUCUCCUUCCCUCUCCCUCUCCCUCUCCCCUUUCCGUCACUCUCCUCCUCUCUCGACCACAAUUUCAACCUCCUCCUCCUCCUCCUGCUCACCGCUCUUUGCGCCGCUGGUGCCGCGUUUCUUUUACCGCCCUCGACUUCCGCCGCCGGCGCAGCUUCGCGGGGAGGAGGGCGGAACGGGCGCAGCACCAGAAACGGGAUUGGGGCAGAGACGACAGGAUUAGCAGAAACGGCAGAACAGUCAGGGUUGUCAGCAGAAACGAUGACGUCAUCUGUGCCAGCGGGAGCGGCGGGGAGGAGCGAGGGAGGGUGGUGGUGGGGUAGUGGUUGGUGGUGGCGCGUGAGUGUUGACGCCACGGUUAGUGGCGCGGCGGACGGUGCGACGGACGUGUUGCACGAGGGACUAGGCUCCGGAGGAACAACCGCAGCAGCAGCAACAGCAGCAGCAGCCGCAGCCGCCGCCGCCGCCGCCGCCGGGAGGAUGACGAGGAAAAUCGCCAAUCUGAGUGUCGAAGUUCCCGAGGCCUUCUUUCUCUCCGCGCCGCACCAGCCUUCCCCCUCGUCCGCGUCUCCCCGCGUGACGUCGCCCUUCUUCACAGCGUCAUCACCUUGCUUCCCCUCGUCGGACCGCAUCACCUUGCUCCACCGCGCAGCUGACGCCGCCGCCGCCGCCGCCACCGCCACCGCCACCGCCACCGCCACCAGCGCCGCCCUGCUCUCCCCGCUUGCCGCGUGUCCAGCCACUGAUGCCGCCACUGCUGGUGGUACUGCUCUGGCCGACGCUGAUGGGGCAGAAGCAGCAGCAACAGCAGCAGCAGCAGCGGCGGCGGAGGCUUUUAUGGAGAGUGACAGGGGCGAGGUGAACUCGGGGGACUUGGCUGACCUGAUGCUGCACUUGGACUGGUCAUAUGAUGACGGGCUGGGCCGCUGGGACCGGAUUAUCGACCGGGAGAGUGACGACGUGCAGUAUGAGGCGUGGAGGCGAGACCCUAAGAAUGGCGGCCCAACAGAAUACCACACGCUCACGCGCUUUCCCGGCAUGCCAGCGCGGCUGGUAGCAGCAUACUACACGGAUUGCACAUACCACCUGCAGCACCAGUGCGACCCCGUGCUCAAAGCCUUCUCCCCGCUCUCCGCCUGCCCUAUCACGGGCGUGCACAAGGGCAGGUUCGAAAGAAAAUACCCGCUCUGUGCUGCCCGGGAAUAUGUCCUGGCUUGGAAGGUGUGGGAGAUGUGGGGGGGUUGUGGGGCAGGGAGGGGCGGUGGAGGGGCUGGGAUGGAAAGGGAGGAGGAGGAAAAAGGGGAGGAGGGAGGGGUGAGGGGAGUGGAAGGAGGAGAGGUGGUGUUCUGUGUGACGAAGGCGGUGGACGAUGAGAGCGUGCCACGGAAGUCGAAGCCGAAGCGGGUGGAUAUUUACAACUGCGGAUGGAGAGUGCAGGAUGUUGUCCUGCCGGACGGGCGAAAGGCAGCCGAGAUAGAGAUGGUGGUGCGGGAUGACUGUGGCAUUCAGAGGGACAUGGCAAAGAUGGCGUUCAGACGCGGCGCAUGGGGCUACGUGUGCAACACACUCGCACACAUCCGCGGAUAUACGCAGCUGCACCCGCACCUGCUGCUUCCUGCGCCUGCUCCGCCCUCGACUGGGUUUGAGGCGCUGCUAGGGGAGAACAGUGUGCAGUCGCAGCAGCAGCAGCAGCAGCAGCAGCAGCAGCAGCAGCAGCAGCAGCAGCAGCAGCAGCAGCAGCAGCAGCAGCAGCAGCAGCAGCAGCAGCAGCAGCAGCAGCAGCAGCAGCAGGAGCAGCAGCAGGAGCAGGAGGAGGAGCGGGCGGAGGAGAUGGACAGGGUGCAGCAAACCGUGUUGUUAAGCAAGGAUGGCAGCAGCAGCAGCAGAGGUGUUGACCAAGAUGGCAUGUUCCCUGCAGGAGACGCAGCAGCAGCAGCAGCAGCAGCAGCAGCAGCAGCGGGUGUUGGUGCACAGGCAGAAGUGUCGUCGACACUAGCAGCAUUGUCAGCCUCAACAUCAGGAGCAGGUGAAGCAGCUGCGGCUCUCAGUCGGUCCCUUGCUGCCCAGGCAUCGCUACCACGCCUCCUGCGCUUCACACCCCGCCCUGGCCUCUCCCUCUCGCGUGCAUUCAGCUGCAUCCGCUCCGCUGCUGCCGCCACUGCUGCCGGAAUUGGCAGCAGCAGAAGCUUCUUCGCUGCGGCCCCAGCACCAGGCUCCUCAGCAGCACUCUCUUUGUCGUCAGCAUCAGGGCCAGGAGGCUCAGGACCGGGAUCAGCAGCAGCAGGGGCUUCAAUGGCCCGAACUUCUGAUGGCAAACGAGUGCUGCUGCUGAGAGGGGUUGUGCCUGUAGUGGCAGUGGCAGCUAUGGGGCUCGGUGUAGGGGGGUUGCUUGUGGUGCAUUGCGGUGCGGCAGGGGCAGCAUCUAAGGUGCUUCUUGCUUGCACCCUGAGGUCGAUGUGGGUGGGGGCGCAGCGGGAGAGUCCCCAGGAAGGCUCCUCCCAGGCUGGCCGCAAGGAAGCAAGGAAAUAA